Molecule: messenger RNA, 3309 nt
Organism: Scomber japonicus (chub mackerel)
Lineage: Eukaryota; Metazoa; Chordata; Actinopteri; Scombriformes; Scombridae
Gene: add2
Product: adducin 2 (beta)
Exons: 15
Coding region: 93-2108 (671 amino acids)
Biological process (GO): barbed-end actin filament capping
Cellular component (GO): cytoskeleton; plasma membrane; postsynaptic density
Molecular function (GO): actin filament binding
Source: RefSeq, a predicted model, not a curated record
CAGACCAGUACCCCGAGGAAUACAGCAUCCUUAAUGCGAGGUUCUCCUCACCCACACCUGGUUGUAAGACACCCACUGCAAAACAGUAGAAAAUGAGCAAGUCCCCCACCCCUAAGGGCACUCCGGUGCAGCGCAGCCCCAGUGAUGGGAUACCUGACAGCCUUCAGUCUCCUCAGCAUUCGACCCCCGGCUCUGGACCCCAGCAGAAGAAACGCAUCUCCAGCCUCCUUCAGAGUCCGUCAUUCAGGGAGGAGCUGGAUGUACUGAUCCAGGAACAGAUGAAGAAGGGCGGCAGCUCAUCCAACCUAUGGGCACUGAGACAGCUUGCUGACUUCAUGGCCUCACAUGGCUCUCCGGCCGCCCUACCAGUCUCCCCUUCCAACAUGAUGAUGGUGACGCCCAUCAACGACCUGCAUGGCUGGGAGCCUGGCAGCAUGGUGAAGGGAGAGAGGUUGAUGCGAUGCAAGCUGGCCAGCGUCCAUCGUCUGUUCGACCUCUACGGCUGGGCCCAGAUCAGCCGCACCUGUCUUACUCUGCGUGUGAGCAAAGAACAGGAACACUUUCUGGUGCUACCAGACGGCCUGGCCUACAGCGAGGUGACUGGAUCCAGCCUUGUAAAGGUGAAUAUCUUGGGUGAAGUGGUGGAAAAAGGCAGCACUAACCUCGGUGUGGACACAGACAAGUUCAGCCUACACUCGGCCAUCUACUCAGCCCGACCAGAUGUUCGCUGCCUGCUGCACCUCCACACACCUGCCACGACUGCGGUUUCAGCUAUGAAGUGCGGCCUCCUGCCACUGUCCCAUGAGGCCUUGCUGGUCGGUGAUGUGGCUUAUUAUGACUACAAUGGAGUCAUGGACGAGGAGGAGGACAGAGUGGAGCUGCAGAAGAGCCUGGGGCCCACCUGUAAGGUACUGGUGCUGAGAAAUCACGGCAUCGUGGCUCUGGGGGAGUCUGUGGAGGAGGCCUUCUAUACCAUCUACCACAUCCAGGCUGCCUGCCAGAUCCAGGUGUCGGCAUUGUGUAGUGCCGGAGGUGAACAGAACCUGAUUAUGCUAGACCGGACCACCCAUAAACCCAACCCUACUGGCACCGUGGGCUGGGCUGGCUCCACCUUUGGGCCCCUGCACAAGAGCCGCGUUGGGGAGCAUGAAUUUGAAGCCCUCAUGAGAACUCUGGAUAACCUGGGUUACCGUACCGGCUACGCCUACCGCUUCCCAGUGCUGCUGGAGCGAUCGCGGACACGGAGGGAGGUAGAGGUACCCGCAACCGCCACAGCCUUCCACCAGUUUGACGAUGACGGAGUCCACCCGGCUCUGAGGCAGCACCCUUUUGCCCAGCGCCAGCAGCAGGAGAGGACUCGAUGGCUCAACACCCCCAACACCUACCAAAAAGUCAGCCAGGAUGAAGCCAGCCCUGGACACCAGCGCACCACUUGGCUGAAGACAGAGGAGGUGACACAAGCUGGCAGCACAUCCAUCAAGAUAGAGAACCCAAACCAGUUUGUGCCUCUUUUCACCAACCCUCAAGAAGUGAUUGAGACACGAAACAAGAUCCGACAGCAGAAUCGGCAGGACAUGAAGACAGCAGGGCCGCAGUCUCAAGUCCUCGCCAGCGUCAUAACAGUCGACAGUCCCCCGUCUCCAGAGAUCCAACCUGAAGUCCCACCUGAGCCAGAAACUCCCAACCCCUUUAACCAGCUGACAGACCAGGAGCUGGAUGAGUACCGCAAGGAAGUGCAGAGGAAACAGGAUGGAGGGACCGAUGGGGAGGAGGUGGCAAAUGACAAGGAGUCUUCCCCUGCUACCUCCCCCACAAAGGGCCCCCCGCCCAGCCAACCCCCUCUCACAGCAGAGGAGGCAAAAACAGAAUCUCCAGCCAUACAGAACGGAGGCGAGGAGGAAAAGCAGACCACAGAAGAACUGGAGAAAGGGAUGAAGGCUCUCUCAACCAAUGACACCUCCUCGACCCCUGCUGCUCCGCCGGCCAAACCACAAGGCGGCACCCCCGAAGGUUCGCCCUGCAAGUCCCCGUCCAAGAAGAAAAAGAAGUUCAAGCCACCAUCGUUCCUGAAAAAGAGCAAGAAGCAGAAGGAGAAAGCAGAGACCUGAGGAGCUCAUACACACCAGACCUCGGUGAAAUACUACUGUGAAAUAUUUCUUAGUGUACGAUAAAGUAGCAGCUGGGUGGAGUUAACUACACAAGGUCUGUUCAAACGCAGUCAGUUAAGAUGUCAUUCACAAGACUCCGUGUGCUAAAUUGACUUUCAGAUACUUUACUGUAACACUGUUACUCGCCGAUUUGAUCUAUGUGGUGAUUCAUCUCAAGCUGGUUAAAAAAAAAAAACACUGAUAAUUAUUUUAACAUAAUAUUUGACCCAGGUCGGACACAACCCAACAUUUUGACACACUACUUCUUGUCACGAGUCUCUCACAUACACACAGAUAGACACAAAUACACACAGUCCCUGCAUAUUUCAUGUCUUAUUUUCACCUGCCGUGGUAUCAAACGAUUACUUAACUUCACUGUAUAGGCGUUUUAAGAAGCUCAUUUUUCAAACUGGGAUUACCAGUGUGAUCCACUGCACAGAAUUUGUUACGUACAGUUUUGUUUUUGUUUUUUUAAUCCAUACUUUUCAAGACACAACGGAAAUUGAAAUCCCCAUGAAUUAUGCACCCCUAAUCCAUGUAUAGGCACUUAGACAUUAAGUAUAUUCACAUUCUAGUACGUUACAUUCAUUCAUCAUCAUAGGCAUCUUCUAGUCAUGGUUUAGUUCUAAUUAUCAGAUAGAUGUUGCAGGUAUACUAUGUGAGCACAAGUGCAGUACAUGUAGAAAUAUACUGAUAGCUACUGAUUGUGCUCUUUUGAAUGCUGGUUUUGUGUAAAACUGUCAGCAUAUUGAUGUUAUUACAGCAGGGAUAAAAAGAGGAAAAAGAAUCUGGGGGAAAAUGAUGCUGGCUCGCCACAAAACACAGCUACAAACGCCAUUAAUACCAAAAAGAAAAAAGAAAAAAAAGGAUGUAAAGCAUAAAGAAUCUGUUGCUUGUCAAUGCAGUUUGAAACCCAGUAAUAGAAGAUACUGAAGGUAAUAAACAUUCCACUUUUCUCAUUUCCUUUUCAAUGUAUGUGUGCAAAAUACCUCUUAAAAGUUGUAUUUAUUUUCCGUUUUAACCAGUAGCUGUCAACAAAAUGCUGAUGUGUGAUGUUUGCUCAUGGUUUUUAAUUUAUUUUAUAUUAGAAUGUAUAAGUGAGUGUUGCAAGGUUACCAUGUAUCAGUCAUUAAAGAUCAAGUUUGAUUUUAAACCAACUGAA